CUAUCUGGCAACGCCAUCGCCCGCAAAACAAAACUUUAAUGGCUCACACUUUUAAACUAUACCAAAACUAUACGAAUUUUACGGUUUAAAAUGUAAACCAAACCAGCACGGUGGCUGCUCUUUUUUCGAGACUCGUGAUAAACUUUCAAAUCCUUGAAAUGGAAAUGGCUUCGAGUUGCCAGGUGUGUGGCUCGUGUUUCUGUCACCUGAGUCCCACGAGCAUUUUUAGCCUGGGAGUUCUGGCCAAGAUCAAGGAUCUUACUGGACUUUGGUUAGAACAGGAAGACUACCAGCCGCGCCACAUUUGUCCAUCAUGUCUGAAUGACUUGAAUACAUCCAUUAAGCUGAAAAGGCGCAUUCAACGAAUUUACAAUGGAGCAGUGCUGAAGCGGGAAUCUGAAGGUGAUCAGUAUCUUAAAAUCCCAGUUUCUGAUGUAGGACCAGAGGGGGAUUUCUGUGACUUUGUAUUGGAGGAAUGCCGUACUUCUCCAUACUUGGAGCCCAAAGAAGAAGAACUAUCUGACCCAGAAAACUAUCCAAUUCACCAAAGUCAGAUCAUCAGUGAGCAAGAAGCAGAGGAAUGCGAUUCUUAUUUUCAUCUCGACAAUGAAGAUGAAGAAAAAAGACCGCAUUACUUAAAUGAUCCAGAAUCGUCCCAUGUUAAGCACAAAAACCCUUUUAUAGAGACAUCUACCAAAGGCAUUAGACAUUAUUCUAAUGUCUUUCCUUCUACGCUGGCAAAACGAAACGUUCCUAAAAAAGUUGAUACCCAAAGCCCUAACAUGGGAAAAUUUAUACAAAUUGGAACGAAAAUGUGCUUACCUAAAACGGAUGCGCGUAUCAAGGUAGCAAGGCCUCCCAUAUUGGUUCCAGAAGAUGAGGCAGCUCAGAAUAUAGCCCCUGCAAAGAGGAGAACCCGGAAAAUGCAAUCCCUGGAGUGCCCUGAGUGCAGAAGGGUCUUCAAGACUGCGUACAAUCUAAAGAUCCACUUGGUGCGCCACACGGGUCAGAGGGACUUUCAAUGCACAUUCUGCGACAGGCAGUUCGUCUCCAAGUAUCUUUGGCGGCUACACGAACGAGUGCGCCACAUGGGCGAACAGCCGUUCAGGUGCAAAUUUUGCACGGAUACGUUUUUUACCAGCUCAGCUAAGUCCCGCCAUGAGCGAACGAGGCACAUCAGAGAUCGAAGCUACCAGUGCGACGAGUGCAGCAAGAGAUUCAAUACCAAGACCUGCUUGAAUAAGCACAAGUUUCUGCACACAGGACUUAAGCCUUUUGGCUGCGACAUUUGCCACAUUGACUUUGCCCGAAAGUCAAAGCUAAGGAAUCACUUCAAUUCGAUAGCUCACCAGAAAAAGGCCACCGCCAUCCUGGAUUCUGAGCAGUGCUUAUCCGCAGACGAAUUAGAGAUCGCUUUUAAUUCUGUUUUAGAGGAUGCGAAAUAGUUGUGUAUUAUGUGUACACACUUUGAAAACACGACUUGGACUAUUUUGAGUUUUAAGAUAUCCAUUAGAUAUAAAUGUUCGAGAGUAUUCUUAAUGUUUUGGCACUGGAUUGCCUUUCGUAAACUUUGAAUUUGUUUUUUGUUCUCAAAACACAUUGCAAACUUAUAUAUUAUUCCAAACUGCUCUUAUUAGUUUUACAUUAUUGUUAUUAGCCUUUUCUACUAUAACGUAGUUUCUCUAAGUGUAGUUUUCUUUGACAACCAUACAUUCCAAAGUAAUUAAAUAA
Molecule: messenger RNA, 1731 nt
Organism: Drosophila teissieri
Lineage: Eukaryota; Metazoa; Arthropoda; Insecta; Diptera; Drosophilidae
Product: zinc finger protein ZFMSA12A
Exons: 5
Coding region: 159-1445 (428 amino acids)
Biological process (GO): regulation of transcription by RNA polymerase II
Cellular component (GO): nucleus
Molecular function (GO): RNA polymerase II cis-regulatory region sequence-specific DNA binding; DNA-binding transcription activator activity, RNA polymerase II-specific; zinc ion binding
Source: RefSeq, a predicted model, not a curated record